Aricia agestis (brown argus) is the source of this 3106-nucleotide messenger RNA. RefSeq lists its product as uncharacterized. NCBI's taxonomy places the organism in Eukaryota, Metazoa, Arthropoda, Insecta, Lepidoptera, Lycaenidae. The coding region runs from base 278 to 1531 and encodes 417 amino acids. The transcript has 11 exons. The record is from RefSeq and is a predicted model, not a curated record.
CGCGCAGCGCCAGUAACAGCCCGACGCUCGGCGCGGUCGCUAUGUCAACGAACAAACGACAACGAACAAAUUAACUGCGAUUUAAAAUUCGAUUUUAAAAUGUCACGUUUCGGUUCAUCGAAAAUAUCGCCAAGGAUGUGAACUCUUUUAAAUUGCCAGUGUAGUUUCAAUGUGAUACUUGUUUCGAUGUGCAUAAGGACGUGUGUUGUGUGAACCUUGCGAGCGGAGGCGCUCGAGUCAGUUUUGUGUUUAAAAUAAGGUUUUAUUAAGACUGAAAAUGUGGCAUUUCAUAAUGUUGGCGGCGCUGUUCGCGACCGCGCGCUCCAAGCAGUUGCCCUCCAGCUCUGCUAUAUCGACCACCACAAUAGCAACAGCGACGGACUCGGCCGAAGACUGGCCGGCCGCGCUCGCGCCACUCGACACGCUAGCUGUCAAGUGCGAGAAGGACAACAUGCAUGUCACCAUCUCCCUCGCACACACACAGAUACAUCCUAACAGUAUAUACGACACGUUCAACGGCAUCGUGUACCCGUCGGGGCUGGGUAGCAACUCCACCUGUCUGCGCGAGUACGUGUCCGCGCGGGGGGACCUCCACUACACACUACCGCUCAAGGGAUGCAACACCAUGUCGGUUGAUAAUGACGAUGGUACGGUGGAGUAUUUCAACAACAUCAUAGUGCAGCCACAUCUGCGACUGGUUACCGGACAGGGGAGAGGGUACCACGUGCGGUGCCGCUACCGCCGGCGCGACCUGACGCUGUACCACCUGCACAAACCGCAUGCCGACAGGCUCACCAGCGGGGACGACUAUAACAACGACGAAUAUGACGAGGAGUCGGGGCUGCUGCCGUCUGUCAGCAUGAAGAUAUACAAGGGCGAUCCUGAAGAUAAUGAGGUCGCAUCAAACGUGCGCAUCGGCGACACCCUGACGCUGGUGGUGUCGCUGGAGAAGCAGAGGAACUACGGCCUGCUGGUCUCCGAGUGCUCCGUCAGGGACGGCCUGGGCUGGGCCGAGCAGAGCCUCAUUGCUGAUGAUGGGUGUCCCCUGGACGGCGAGAUAAUGGGUUUCUUCCAGUACUCCGGCGAGAAGCAGACGGCCAAGGUGUCGUUCCCCGCGCACAAGUUCCCCUACACCGCCUCCGUGUACUACACCUGCGAAGUCAAGCUGUGUGACCUCAACCAUCCCACGGAUUGCGAGCCAUGUUCGCACAAGAAGAAGCGCACGCGUCGACAGUCGGACGAGGGCUCUCCCGCUACGGUGGAGGUGUUCUCCGGGCUGUACGUCAACGAGGCCGACUCCAUUGACGCGUUAGAUGACGUCACCAGUGAAAAGAAAGAAGACGAAAUUUGUAUAUCACAGAGGAACUUCGCUAUCGGGAUAUGUAUAGCGGGCGUGAUUCUCAUGAUCUGCGUUAUCGCGGCCAUAGCCUUCAUACUCGCCAGGAGAAGAAAUCCCAAGACCUAUUCUAGGACCGGUAGCUCCCUGUAUAGCGGACCCUACACCAACACCGGCUACUCGCAUACGAGCUAAAUUCGAAAUUCAAAAUUUUGUGUUGCCAAUCGAAUUUAAAAUUUUAUUUUUUUUAAUUUACUUUGAUGAAGGAUUAGGCUUUUUGAAUGCAAUAUUUUUAAUUGAAUUCCAUAUACUGCCAUCAGACUCUCUUGCUGUCGUGUGCUAGUUAUUGACAAUACUAAAUUAUUUAACAAACUUAAUGUUCAGAAAUAGUAGUGGUGAUAACAUUUUAAAUGGUUUCUUUCUUAUUUAGUGUUGCCGUAUAUAAAAGGCUGUUCUGGCGAAAGCCACAAUAAAAUUGUAUUUAUAAGUAGUCAUAGUUGUGGUUUCUCACAACGAUUGAGUCAAACUAGUUAAGUUAUACCAAUAUUUUAUCAUAGCAUAUAUUUUUCUACAAUUAAGCGUAAGACAUUCGACUAUUGUUCACAAUUUUGCCACGUUCAGUGAUUUUUUUCUUUUUUGUUGUGGCAGCACAGUAGUUGAAGGUAUUUAUAAUCGACAGUUAUAAUAUGUGAUAUUCCGUCCAUAAUCCGUCCUCAUAGGCUAAGUAAACGGUUGCCUUGCAUUACGUAUCGAAUUUAGUGUGUAUAAAUUAUUUAGCCUAGUUAGCCUAGCUUCUAUGUUCGAGAAAAGGCCUAAAAACUAGCAAUAUUUUUGUAUGUAAAUAAAGGUUGUGCUGUUGAAAAAAUGAUGAUGAUGAAAUCAUACGCUUUUUCGGUUUAAAUUAAUAUUUCUAACAUAUAUUUUACUGUCAUUAACUACUUAUAUUUUGAUAAACAUUUUUCGAAGUGAUAGUAUAUUUCUUAGGUAAACCUAACCUAAGUCCUAUGUUUGCUAGGUCUUUUCUAUUUACUAAAGGUGGCGGGAGAAUUCAUUUUAUUCAGGGAAUAAAAAAUAACUGUAAACUCACAAAUGUAAUGCGAACAGGUAUUGUUAUGGCAAUGUAUUUUUUAAACUUUGCUCUAAAGCAAUUAUAUAGGUAAUUUAUGUAUUAUGGUUGCCAUAUUUUAUUUAGGGAACUCCAUAAAUGUAGAGAAUUGACAGAAUUGUAUAGCUAGAAAGAGAGCUAAAUAAUAUUAUGUCUAUCUUUCUUUUGUAUGUGACUUGUAUAAUCACAAGUCAAGAAAGGAAAGUAAGGUUCAAACAUAAGGCCUCUCUUUCUACUGAAAACUUGUUUAAACAUAAUAGCAACCCUGUAUGAACAUAAUAUACAUAUAAACAUGUAUUGCAUCCCUUUUACUAAUAAAGAUAAGCAGCUGUCCUUGUCUAUCAUGUAACUUUUGUAAUGUGUGCGACAAAGAUCAGAGUAGACCUUUUAUAGUUUCGCUGUGUAAAUAUUUUUAUUACUGAGGGGGUUACUUAUAUAUUAUUAUGGUCUUAUACCAUCAGAUAUUGUUUGUCUGUCUGUCCGUUCUCUACAUGUAUGUAUGCUAUAGGUGCUAUUCUACUAAGCCUCUAAACAACGAACAUCGGUGUGAGUUUCAUACCUACCCCAUUGCGACUUAGUUAUAACUUCACUAGUUUAAAAUCAAUGGGGUUCUGGAACCAUAUCGUUCAUGUAACUUUAACAAAUAUACUAAAUACGAAAAUUUA